GAACUUAUGACGUCAAUUGUAUGGGGAAAAGAAAUGAAAUGUAGAUAAUUUUUGUCAGUCUAUUUCUGUUGUUAUCCUACUCGACUCGUGUCGUACACGUAACGUACUGUGUUUGUUUUCUUUUUACUUUUCAGUUUUUGUUUUAUCUAUUUAACUAAAUUCAACAAGAGACACACAAAUAAUAAAACAAAAACAAUGACGUAUUGUGCAGUAGUUGGUUGCAACAACAGCAAUGAUAAAAGACGAAUUAAAAAUCCCGUGAAUAAUGUUGAACCUAGUUUCUGUCGAUUCCCGGACGAUGAACAGUUACGAAGAGUAUGGUUAUACAGAUGCGGUCGUCCAACUGAUUGCACAGCAAAACGUUUGUUUGUUUGCCUAAAACAUUUCAAAAGUUCAGACUAUGUGCGAAAUUUGAGACAUGAACUUUUAAAUUAUCAUCCAAAAAAUUGCAGGAAGAUUAAAAUGUAUGCGGUACCGUGUUUGUUUUUGCCACCUUCUGUAAUUGUUCCAGAUUCCGAAUUAAAUGAAACACCCACGAAAGUAAUACCAAGUAAAAAAUCUUUUGAACCGAAUCCAAAAAUAAAAAGCAAAACAGACAAAAUUGUAGUGUCAACGGCCACUCAAAUUAUAGCCUCAUCCUUAACCUCAACCAUAGCCUCAAACUCUACUCCAACUCUAACUCUUAACUCAACUCGAACACCUGUAACGAAAAAGUAUUAUGCCACAUGGGAGAAUAAGCCUACCGAUGCAGAUCGACUGCAAUGUGAGUUCAUCGAUUAUGUGGUUAUCUCAUAUUUGAAUCGAUGCCGAUCCCGAGCUGGUAAUCCUAAUGUUGGCAUGCCUGAGUAUAUUUUAAAAGGAAAAGCUCUGGAAGCAGAGGUUUUAUUGGGUGCACGUCUGACAGAUCCAUUUCAUUGGGUUGAAAAUUUUAAGCGAAAACUUGCUGAACAUGAUGCAAAAGGAAUAGUCUUAUCACCAUUGCCUCAAUCACUUAACGUGGCCGAUAUAAUAAGUGAUGAGUGGCCAAAAUUUGCCAAAGAAAAAGGUUUGGAUAUAGGCGAGGACUCAGAAGAAACUAUCAGUGCACAUGAGGAAAUUUUAAAACCUGUGGUACCUAUAAAUAAUGAGGUUGCUUCACAAAGCAAAAAUCAACAAGCAACACAUUCUUCAAAUUUACCAAGAGCCAUAAUGCGGCCGAAGCGGGUAAUGGAAGAAACUCUCGAAGAUCAAAAUCAAGUAAAAAACGAAAAGCACGAAGAAUUUCUAAGACAUGUGUUGAUGUCAUUUAUUAGACGUUUUACUGCAACAUGGCCUCAUGCUGAAGUUCCCGAUAUGGUAUUGAGUGCAAAGUAUAGAGAAGCAGCCAUAAUUUUGCAAACGAAUAUCAAAAACAAAAGCGUAUGGCUUGCGCAAUUAAAAAAUACGAGAAGGCACAUUCCCGAUCAAUUCCCUUACACCGUACCCAAUCAAUCUUUGGACAUGGCCGACAUUAUCGAAGUAGAGCGGUGUAAAUUUGAUUUUGAAAAACUUAUGGCCAACGAAGAAACAAAAUUAACUCCAGAAGAAAUUGAAAUCAUCACCAGCGAUGACACAGGAUUAACUGCGCAAGAAAUUCAAAUCAACACCAGCGAAGAGACAAGAUUAAUUGCUGAAGAAAUUGAAAUCAUCACCAGCGAAGAACCAAGAUUAACUGCUGAAGAAAUUGAAAUCAUCACCAGCGAAGAGACAAGAUUAAUUGCUGAAGAAAUUGAAAUCAUCACCAGCGAAGAACCAAGAUUAACUGCUGAAGAAAUUGAAAUUAUCACCAGCGGAGACACAACAUUAACUGCGUAUGAAGAUGAAAUCAUCACCGGACCAAAUCAGUCUUUGAACGCGAUUAUUGAGGAUAGUAUCAAUGAAGAAGAUGAAGAAGAAGAUAAUAUAACAUUAAUUUUAGUAGAAGAUAGUGAGCCGGAAGAAGUUGAAGAUACUAUAACAUCAGUUUUAUCAAAAGGAAGUCAUUCAGAAAAAAUUGUAAAUAGGAAAACAUCAGCUUUAGUAAAAGAAAGUGAGCCGGAGGAAGUCCAUGUUAUUACCAGCGAAGCAUUAAGUAUUGUGGAUGAAACAGAGGAAACCUCUGAUUUAAUAGAAACCUAUGAAGAGGCACUAGACUGUUUGAGUUUGUUAAAUAACUAUGCGUUGGAGUUGGGCGAUUUCAAUGCUUUGACACUUAUAAGACAAGUAGACUCAUACUUGAGAAGUGAUGAUUGUAAAUAAAAGAUGUUAAAUUAAUCAUAAGAAAACUCAUAUCUUUAAGAAAACAUAUUUGUAUAUUUUUUAAUUAAUAAAAUUAAGAAAUUGUUACUUUA
This is a messenger RNA of Eupeodes corollae, 2348 nucleotides long. RefSeq lists its product as uncharacterized. Lineage: Eukaryota; Metazoa; Arthropoda; Insecta; Diptera; Syrphidae. Bases 196 to 2256 code for a protein of 686 amino acids. The transcript has 3 exons. The record is from RefSeq and is a predicted model, not a curated record.